AUGUCAAUCCAAACAACAAGAGGAUUUUAUGCUAAAACUCUAACUGAAAUAAAUGAACUAAUUAAACUUAAACGAAAUGAACUUAAAGAUAAAGGAAAAUAUUUCGAAAAUGCUUUAGCAGCAAGAAACGAAAUGGAUAUUAAGGUAUUUUUAUGGAAAUUGUCUCAAAUUUUUAAAAAUCAAAUUUUUCUUAAAAUUUUAAAAACCGAACUAAAAAAAUCCGCAUUUUAUAUCAAAAUCCGCAAAAAAUUAUAA
Messenger RNA from Meloidogyne enterolobii, 255 nucleotides. NCBI's taxonomy places the organism in Eukaryota, Metazoa, Nematoda, Chromadorea, Rhabditida, Meloidogynidae. The record is from the annotation of a GenBank genome assembly.